Molecule: messenger RNA, 2646 nt
Organism: Bubalus bubalis (water buffalo)
Lineage: Eukaryota; Metazoa; Chordata; Mammalia; Artiodactyla; Bovidae
Gene: DTNB
Product: dystrobrevin beta
Exons: 19
Coding region: 230-2248 (672 amino acids)
Biological process (GO): synaptic signaling
Cellular component (GO): synapse; plasma membrane
Molecular function (GO): zinc ion binding
Source: RefSeq, a predicted model, not a curated record
CGCCCUCGCGCCCUCGCGCCCUCGCGCCCUCGCACCGGGGGCGGGCUCGCUGCGCGUGCCAGGAGGGUAAGCGGCGCGAGCCGGGUGCCUGAGAACGUUCGCCGCGGGGGCGGCUCCGGGGCCUGAGCGGGCGCCGCCACCGCCACAGCCGCGGGGGCCGGGCCGGAGGAGGCGGAGGAGGUUGCAGUCGCCGGAGACCUUCUCGACGCCCCCAGAUCCGGCCGGGAAGAUGAUUGAGGAAAGUGGGAACAAGCGGAAGACCAUGGCAGAGAAGAGGCAGCUGUUCAUAGAAAUGCGUGCUCAGAAUUUUGAUGUCAUACGACUAUCAACUUACAGAACAGCUUGCAAAUUACGAUUUGUACAAAAACGAUGCAACCUCCAUCUUGUUGAUAUCUGGAACAUGAUUGAAGCCUUCCGAGACAAUGGCCUUAAUACACUGGACCACAGCACUGAGAUCAGUGUCUCCCGCCUCGAGACCGUCAUCUCAUCCCUCUACUACCAGCUGAACAAGCGCCUUCCUUCCACUCACCAAAUCAGUGUGGAGCAGUCCAUCAGCCUCCUUCUCAACUUCAUGAUUGCUGCAUAUGACAGUGAGGGCCGAGGCAAGUUGACGGUAUUUUCAGUUAAAGCUAUGUUAGCAACCAUGUGUGGUGGAAAAAUGCUGGACAAAUUGAGAUAUGUUUUCUCCCAGAUGUCAGAUUCCAAUGGCUUAAUGAUUUUUAGCAAGUUUGACCAGUUUCUGAAGGAAGUUCUGAAGCUCCCAACAGCUGUCUUUGAAGGGCCAUCUUUUGGUUACACAGAGCACUCGGUCCGCACCUGUUUUCCACAGCAGAAAAAGAUAAUGCUAAAUAUGUUUUUAGACACAAUGAUGGCCGAUCCUCCUCCCCAGUGCCUUGUCUGGCUACCUCUCAUGCAUAGGCUUGCCCACGUGGAGAAUGUCUUCCACCCUGUGGAGUGCUCCUAUUGCCGCUGCGAGGGCAUGAUGGGUUUCCGGUACCGGUGCCAGCAGUGCCACAACUACCAACUCUGCCAAAACUGCUUUUGGCGAGGCCAUGCCAGUGGCCCUCACAGCAACCAACACCAGAUGAAGGAGCAUUCCUCUUGGAAAUCCCCUGCAAAGAAGCUGAGCCAUGCAAUUAGUAAAUCCUUGGGGUGUGUACCCACCAGAGAACCCCCGCAUCCUGUUUUUCCUGAGCAACCAGAGAAACCACUUGACCUUGCAAAUAUAGUUCCUCCUCGCCCUCCGACGAACCUGAAUGACACCAUGGUGAGCCACAUGUCCUCUGGGGCGCCCACGCCCACCAAGAGGUUACAGUAUAGCCAGGAUAUACCCAGUCACUUGGCUGACGAGCAUGCGCUGAUAGCUUCCUAUGUGGCCCGUCUGCAGCACUGUGCACGUGUCCUGGACAGUCCUAGCCGACUGGACGAGGAGCACCGGCUUAUAGCCCGCUAUGCUGCCCGGCUGGCUGCAGAGGCAGGAAACAUGACCCGUCCUCCCACUGACUUGAGCUUUAACUUUGAUGCCAACAAACAACAAAGACAGCUUAUUGCAGAACUGGAAAAUAAAAACAGAGAGAUCCUGCAGGAGAUUCAGCGCCUCCGUCUGGAGCACGAGCAGGCAUCCCAGCCCACCCCGGAGAAGGCCCAGCAGAACCCCACGCUGCUGGCCGAGCUGCGGCUCCUGAGGCAGAGGAAAGAUGAACUGGAGCAGAGGAUGUCAGCAUUGCAGGAGAGCAGGAGGGAGCUGAUGGUCCAGCUGGAAGGGCUGAUGAAGCUACUGAAGGAGGAAGAGCAAAAACAGGCAGCUCAGGCCACAGGAUCACCGCAUACGUCGCCCACUCACGGAGGCGGACGCCCCAUACCCAUGCCCGUGCGCUCCACCUCCGCUGGCUCCACCCCCACCCACUGCCCGCAGGACCCGCUGAGUGGAGUCGGCGGGGACAUGCAGGAGGCCUUCGCCCAAGGUACGAGGAGAAACCUCCGCAAUGACCUGCUGGUGGCUGCCGACUCAAUCACCAACACCAUGUCGUCCCUGGUGAAGGAGCUCCACUCAGCUGCUCUCUCCCUAGGCCUGCUCGGCUGUCUCGCUUGGAGCUUUCCUGGACGACGGGGAACCGAAUCAGCCACAAAAGCUUCUGGACUUCCUCCCGCUGCCUUUCUGCUUCUCCUGUUUGAUUUGGUUUUGAAACCCUAUUCUCUCCUUUUGUCCGUGACGAGGCUCUGGUUUCCCUGGAAGUUCAUGACCUGAGUCUGGUGCUUCCUUCACUCCACAUGUUCAGUCUUAUCUCUGACUUCUUUCUCAAUCUGUCUCGCAGCUAUUUCCCAUGAUUUUCCCGAGACCCUUACCUCAUGGCAUAUUUCCCCCUACAUGAAACCCAGGAAGGGGAGAAAAAAAAAUAGGCCAUUCCCAUAUCAUCAUAUCUACAAGAAUCCCCAUGAUUGAAUCAGUUUUGAAACCGCCAGAUAUUUUACUAAUUUUUUUAAUGGUGGUCAGAUUCCCAUAUUUUAUAUUAAACAAACUUCCUUCCUAAGUGCUGUGGGUCACUCAUACAGGUGGCCCUCUUUUGUUUCCUUUCACCUAAUAUCGUGCUUUUGGAUACCUUGAAAUAGCUUAACAAGGUUGUUCAAUAAAGAUAUAAAGCAGUU